AAUCUUGACGUGUAUAUCUGUGGUGUAUAUUUUUGACACUUCGCCCAAAACAGUCGUAACCUAUAAAUUUCAACAUGGAAUAAAAAUAAUAUUUUAAUAUUUUUGUAUUAAAUAAGUAAGAAAGAAGCAAUGUUUAGACAUACAAUUACUAACACACUACCUCUCUAAAUGGACACCACAGUUUUCUUCUUCCUUAUAAUCAUAUUUUAUGGCGCAUUACUAUUUUUCGAUCUUUUCUUUAAAUCUUGUGCUCACUAUCCCUAUCUUCGUUUACUAGAUGGUCUAGGUCUCGAAAUAGGAUAUUUUAACCUAAAGUGGAGUACGAAAGCAUUGAAUCGUCUCUUCCUGAAAUGGGGCAAUAUUAGACCACAGUUUUGGCGGGCCUGGUUUUCAGUAGGAAUAUAUGCUAGUUUAAUAUUUCUGCCCAUUUCAAUUUGUUUGUUAUUUUACAGUGCGUUUGUAUCUUUUUUUAGACAUGAAAUCGCUACAAGUUCUCCAGUUAUAACUCCAGUUAUACCUGGUGUAAAUCUACCUGUCGCCGAAUUAGGUUACUACUCACUUACUUUGGUAAUAUGUAGCGUUGUUCACGAAGCAGGACAUGCUUUAGCUGCAGUUUUAUAUGAUUUAGGUGUAAUUGAAGUGGGUUUAAAUCUAUAUUUUAUUCUCCCAGUUGCUUGCGUUAGAUUACCCACUGAAAAAUUGACUGCACUCAACUUAAAGAGUAAAUUAAGCAUAUUUUGUGCUGGUAUAUGGCAUAACCUAUUGCUAUCAUUUUUUGGAUAUUUAUUAUACUGUUCUUUACCAACUAUUUUUUCACCUUUCUAUUAUACAGGUAAGGGUGUUCAAAUUUCUGAUAUAAGUAGGCAUUCACCACUAAAGUCUCCUGAAGGGUUGCAUAUUAAUGAUAUUAUUUUAAGUAUAAACGACUGUAAGGUAACUAACGAAGAUGACUGGUUUAAUUGUUUAAGUAAUAGAGAAUUGUUAUUACCAGGUAUAUGCAUUGAAUCUGAACUAGUCAAUACAUUAGAUGAAAGUGUGCCUUUAAAACAUAUAGGUAAUGGUAUUGUGGAGUGUUGUGAUCCUUCUAACAAAAAGAAUCUGUGUUUUGAGUACACAGACUUGGAGAAUAAUGAACUAGAACUGCCCGGGCAUGUAUGCCUCCCAGGCAGAACUAUAAUAGAAAAGUCAGCGAAUUUUUGUACGAUAGGACCUCAUGUAUGCACUGGUAACUUUUACUGUUUUAAGCCAGUGUUACCCAAUAACACUUAUCUAUUUAAAGUAACUUUGAAAAGGGCUAGACCAGUAAUCUAUAUUGGUCAUCCCAGUGAUUUUUAUAGGACGAUAGAUGUCUCUUCCUAUAUUAAAAGAACUAAUUUGCUUGGGCUAAAUAUACCUGAUAUAUCGACGAAAUUACUGAAAUAUAUUGUUGUUAUAUCUCUAGGUUUAGCGUUUGUGAAUGUUUUACCGUUCAUGUAUAUGGAUGGGGAGUACGUCACUAAAGUACUGGGACUUAUUUUACUAAAAGAUAUCAUAGGUAAAAGAAAAAGUGUAUUAGUAGCUACAGUUAUCACCUGGUUGUUUACAAUAUUUUUAAUAUUGGUGCUUGUACACGCAGCAUUUCGAAUGUUAUAAAUUAAAGAGUGAUACACAAAAA
This is a messenger RNA of Sitophilus oryzae (rice weevil), 1654 nucleotides long. It is a transcript of the gene S2P, whose product is annotated as membrane-bound transcription factor site-2 protease. Gene Ontology annotation, biological process: membrane protein intracellular domain proteolysis; regulation of response to endoplasmic reticulum stress. Gene Ontology annotation, cellular component: membrane; cytoplasm. The coding region runs from base 169 to 1632 and encodes 487 amino acids. The record is from RefSeq and is a predicted model, not a curated record. The transcript has 2 exons. Gene Ontology annotation, molecular function: protein binding; metalloendopeptidase activity. Lineage: Eukaryota; Metazoa; Arthropoda; Insecta; Coleoptera; Curculionidae.